Messenger RNA from Mytilinidion resinicola, 285 nucleotides. Its product is annotated as NADH dehydrogenase, alpha subcomplex, subunit 2. Bases 1 to 285 code for a protein of 94 amino acids. The transcript is spliced from 4 exons. Lineage: Eukaryota; Fungi; Ascomycota; Dothideomycetes; Mytilinidiales; Mytilinidiaceae. The record is from RefSeq and is a predicted model, not a curated record.
AUGGCUACCAAGUAUGGCUUCACCAAUUCCCUGAAGGAGCUGCGAUUCCUGCUAUGUCAGACGUCGGAGCAUAGCGCUGCCACGAGGACAUUCCUUACGCGCACCUAUCCGACAAUGAAGAAGCACAACCCGCACACACCCAUUAUGAUCCGAGAAGCCCUAGGAGUCGAACCGAAGGUGUAUGCGAGAUAUGAGUUCGGGAAAGAGAAGAUGAUUACACUGAUGGGGUUAGACGACAAGGCGAUCGAGAGCAAAGUUACAGAGCUGGUCAAGUCGAUAAUAUGA